Trichomycterus rosablanca is the source of this 2432-nucleotide messenger RNA. It is a transcript of the gene c1galt1c1, whose product is annotated as C1GALT1-specific chaperone 1. Gene Ontology annotation, molecular function: N-acetylgalactosaminide beta-1,3-galactosyltransferase activity. Lineage: Eukaryota; Metazoa; Chordata; Actinopteri; Siluriformes; Trichomycteridae. The record is from RefSeq and is a predicted model, not a curated record. Bases 16 to 966 code for a protein of 316 amino acids. The transcript has a single exon.
GUAGAAUCCAGCAAAAUGGUGUCGGAAGGCAGCUCAUUCUUCAAGGGCAUGAUCCUGGGAGGUGCCUUCUGCCUGUUACUGGCUCUUAUUGGAACCUUGAGUCCGGUUUUAUUUCAGACAGAACAUCAUGACCACCACCAUCUCCAACCCCUCAGCAAAGAUGAGCUACAAAAGUUAAACAAAGCUGAAAUGUCCGUGCUCACCAAUGAGGUGCGGGUGUAUUGCGUCAUCAUGGUCACACCCAAAGCCCUGCUGCAUUGGGCUGCCACCAACGAAACAUGGAGCAAACACUGUGACAAGGCGGUCUUUUAUAGUUCCGAAUCUGCUAAAGUAUUGGAGUCUGUCGACCAGCAGGAGACGGAUGAGUGGGUCAGGCUGCAUAAAGCCAUCCAGCACGCCUUCGAGAACGCAGAGGGCCUCCGCUGGUUCUUUAUCGCUCGGCCUACGACUUUCGCCAUCAUUGAGAACCUCAAAUAUCUGGUCCUGGAUAAAACAUCCAGUCAACCGUUCUACAUCGGGAACGUGGUGAAAUCUGGUGAACUGGAGUAUGUGGAGUAUGACAGUGGCAUCGUGCUCAGCCAUGAGGCUGUUAGUAGACUCAUGGAAGUGUUCAAAGAUGAAAACAAGUGUCCUGAGCAAGGCUACUCCCUGUGGAAGCUGAGUGAAGAGAAGCAGCUCGCGACUUGCCUAAAGUACAGCGGUGUGUUCGCCGAGAAUGGAGAGGACGCUCAAGGCAAGGGGCUUUUUAAUAAAAAGAGUGUGAGCACGCUCAUUUCGGACAGCAUUUCACAGAACCCUAAUGAUGUUGUAGAAGCAUGUUGUUCUGACAUGGCUAUCACGUACGGUGGCAUGACACCCAGUCAGAUGCAGGUCAUGAUGUAUGGAGUUUAUAGACUGAGGGCGUACGGACACAACUUUCAAGACUCGUUGGAGUUUUUACCUCCGAAAAACUCGGACAAUGACUAAUCCUGACUAAACCACAUGAUGCAAUAAGAAUAUCGUACAUCGCUCACUCUUGAUGAGCAUUAUUAAACUGUUAUGGACCAAGGUGGUGCUGGAUAUACGGGGCUAACAUUCAGAAUUUUAUCGUAACUUGGUGAAGUGUUUCUCUCUUAAUCUGCUUUCAAUACCAAAAAGAAAAUACAAAGUGUGAGCCAACAUUUCUUUGUUAAUAUAAAUACAGAUGGACGAUUUUUGUAUCACUUUGUUAUGAUAAACUAUGUCAGAUGGCGUAAUCGUCAUCGAGUUCACUUGAUUACACAAUUCAAACCCAACUGUAUCAGAAAUGCCUUUAGGGGGAGCUUAGAUGACAUCGCGAGUUCGUAUCCCAGCUCUGCUACAGGCAGGCCGGACUCCUGUACAGACAGCGAUCGGCUCGUCUGAGGGUGGGAAUGCCGGAAGGAAGUUCCUGCAAUUAUGACCUCUGGUGACUGGUCGAUGGCACCUGCACUGGGGCGAGGACAAUGGAGAUCGGUGCAUGACUCGUGCAUGACACUUAUGUGCGUGAUACGGAUCUCCAUAUACACUGAUCAGCCAUAACAUUAAAACCACCUCCUUGUUUCUACACUCACUGUCCAUUUUAUCAGCUCCACUUACCAUACAGAAGCACUAUGUAGUUCUGCAAUUACUGACUGUAGUCCAUCUGUUUCUCUACAUACUGUGUUAGCCUCCUUUCACCCUGUUCUUAAAUGGUCAGGACACCCCGCAGAGCAGGUAUUAUUCAGGUGGUGGAUCGUUCUCAGCACUGCAGUGACAAUGAAAUGUUGGUGGUGUGUUAGUGUGUGUUGUGCUGGUAUGAGUGGAUCAGACACAGCAGCGCUGCUGGAGUUUUUAAAUACCGUGUCCACUCACUGUCCACUCUAUUAGACACUCCUACCUAGUUGGUCCACCUUGUAGAUGUAAAGUCAGAGACAAUCGCUCAUCUAUUGCUGCGGUUUGAGUUGGUCAUCUUCUAGAUGGAGCUGUUGCCUGGAUAUAUUUUUGGUUGGUGGACUAUUCUCAGUCCAGCAGUGACAGUAAGUUAUUUAAAAACUCCAGCAGCACUGCUGUGCCUUAUCCACUCAUACCAGCACAACACACACUAACACCACCACCAUGUCAGUGUCACUGCAGUACUGAGAAUGACCCACCACCUAAAUUAUACCUGCUCUGUAGUGGUCCUGGGAGAGUCCUGACCAUUGAAGAACAGCAUGAAAGGGGGCUAACAAAGCAUGCAGAGAAACAGAUGGACUACAGACAGUAAUUGUACAACUUAUAUAUAUAGUUUGCAGAGGCAUUGGUGUAUGUUGGAGAUUGGAUUCAGUGGAUCAGUGCUACCUUGAUUUACAGAAUCAUAAUUAAUCUUAUCCAUCAUUUUGUUUUAUUGCUGGGAAUUGAGUGUUAAUAUGGAAUUCAAAUGAUUCAGUUAUUAUAAAUAAAUAAAACUUUUAGAA